GCAACGAGUGGAGAGGAUGUGACCUGCCACACCCACGCACACCCCUCAUUCCAUCCACCAAGAAUGAUCAUCCGGACGUGAUUCUGUUGCACGGUGCUGCACGGGUGCUGCACGCUGCUACACUGGUGUUAUCGUCUCGUUCUCGUGGUCCGACAAAACCUGCUUCUCACAUAUAUCUCGUAGGCCCCCUUCUCAAAGGUCUCUUUCAUUCACUGCACUUUACUCAAGAAACCCCAACAUUGCAAGGUGGAUCAACCCACCUUUCCCAUGAUCCCGCACGAUUUCACGCUUCUGCUUCUCUCUUUCUUCCGCAACUCGAAGGCCAAUCUGCACGACCUGCACAUCCCUUCGUCCUUCUCUCCCGCCCCUCCAUAAAACAUACUGUGAGGAGCCUCAGCAAUUCGAACGACUUCCGACAGGCUAACAACACUAUCGACAACAAUGUCACCCUCGUCUAAGACCUCCCAAAGUCCCAAUAAUGUAGCCAACGAGCAUGCGGACAAAGAUUCGUCGAACCAAGAGUCGGCCCUACCACGCCGCUCCUUCACGCUCUGGUUCCACGACCAACCGCCUCCAACUCCCCGCCUCGUCCUCUUCACCCCCGUCGUCGUUCCGGCAACCAAAACGCCGCGACCAGCACAUCUCGCCACGACAGACCCCUACGAGACUUUCGGCAAAGCACUCGCCAUCAAUCAUCCCUGCGUCUCCCACGUUCCAUACCAUGUGAACGCCGGUUUUGGCGAGAUCCACUCCACCUUCGUCCAGCACGCCACUGCGAUCGUCAUUAUCGUGUGCGAGCCAUGCGUGGGGGAUGCGAAGGACUCCAUCGGCCGACAAUUGGUAUUCACCGCUACUGUGCGUGCGAUCUUUGCUGCUGUGGUGGGUGCGAGAGCCACGGCGGACUCGUCGGAGGAGGAAGAAGCAUGUCCGCAUGUACCCAUCGCUUUGGUUCGCAGCGUCAGCGACGCUUUCCGAGCUGAGAGUGAUAGGAUUACCACCCUCGGGAACAGUGGUGGUUUCGCGGAGGAGGAGAUCGAAGACAUUCCUCCGUAUCAAGACGAUAUGGCUGGGCAGCUCGCCGAUGCUGUUCUCGGUCGCUUGUUCAAGUCGAGGGGCACGCAGGACGAACGUGGAGGGGAAUGUUCACGCGAAGACGCUGUGCUCCGUGCUUUCAACUCCCUCUGCCGAAUGAGUCCGGUGCCAGUCAAGACCGAAUGACGCGUUCGCCUUCCCCAGAACUGCGUACUACCCUUUGCUGGCUUUAUCCAAUCGACAACGAAGAAGCAGAGACAUUCGACUUAAUCUGGCGAUCCGUGCCUUACGACACUUGUACGGCC
This is a messenger RNA of Neohortaea acidophila, 1337 nucleotides long. RefSeq lists its product as uncharacterized. NCBI's taxonomy places the organism in Eukaryota, Fungi, Ascomycota, Dothideomycetes, Mycosphaerellales, Teratosphaeriaceae. The record is from RefSeq and is a predicted model, not a curated record. The transcript has a single exon. The coding region runs from base 442 to 1218 and encodes 258 amino acids.